This is a messenger RNA of Xenia sp. Carnegie-2017, 5603 nucleotides long. Its product is annotated as collagen alpha-1(I) chain-like. The record is from RefSeq and is a predicted model, not a curated record. Gene Ontology annotation, molecular function: extracellular matrix structural constituent. NCBI's taxonomy places the organism in Eukaryota, Metazoa, Cnidaria, Anthozoa, Malacalcyonacea, Xeniidae. Gene Ontology annotation, cellular component: collagen trimer.
AAACAUCUUUGCUGGUCAACUGGCGAGUGCGCAACUCUUUUGACAUACUCGGUCGAGGCUGUGUGAAGAUCUCGUCGUUCAUAAAAAGCAUUUCAAAACAAAUUCUUCUUUCACUUGCGCUUUGUCGUUAAGCUAUUUCGACUCGUGUUUUCAAACUUGUUAGUUAAACCGAUCAUCAUGCGGUCGACUGCUUUAGCGUUAGCAGUUGGUCUUAUAUUUUUACUAUCUAUCUUAAUCGAACAGUCCGCUUCAGAGGAGGCUAAUUGCAAUGGCUGUGCGCCAUGCAGACCGACAUGUGAAGGAGAAAAAGGUGAUAGGGGUGUGCGAGGUCCAGUUGGCCAACGAGGAGCAGAUGGUUUCCCGGGACACCCAGGAAUGGAAGGUCCUCAAGGAGAACGAGGGAAAAAGGGCGAAAAAGGUGAAGCAGGACCACUAGGAUCAAAAGGAAAUAGGGGAAAAAUGGGACCCCCUGGAUUCAAUGGACGACCUGGCAAUCCGGGUAUUCCUGGAAAUGAUGGACCACGGGGAGAACCUGGUGAUCCUGGAUGCAAUGGAACAAAGGGAGAACCUGGUACUCCAGGUCCAAUAGGUGACCCAGGAAGAAUAGGACCAAAGGGAAACCUUGGUCCUAAAGGAGAACCGGGUGAUCCAGGAGAAAGUGCAAACACACAGCGAGGAAGUAAGGGCGACAAAGGAGAACCAGGCUUCAAUGGAAUUGAGGGUGAUGCGGGACCUCAAGGAAUGAAGGGAGAGAAAGGAGAUCUUGGUAUGAAAGGAAAUGAGGGAAAUCGAGGCGUAAGAGGUGCAAAGGGAAACAAGGGUGAAAUGGGAAUUACACUGACAUAUCAAGGAGAAAAGGGUGAUACAGGUCGACCCGGACAAAAAGGAGAACCGGGCAACGUGAGCAUUACAGACCAAUUAACCAAAGAUAAUUCAACUGUCACAUUUAAAGGUGCCAAGGGAAAUAAAGGUGCAACAGGCGUCCCUGGCUCACCUGGCACAACCGGAGAUAGAGGAGAAAAAGGUGAUAGCGGCGAUAAAGGAAUGAAAGGAGCAAAUGGAGCUGAUGGUCCACCCGGUGAACGAGGUGCUAUGGGUAAAAAAGGCGACAAAGGAACUAGUGGAGCGAAUGGCAGUAAAGGUAACGAUGGAGCGCGAGGAGAUAGAGGACCAGUGGGUGAUGCUGGAGAUACUGGACCUCAAGGAGAAAAAGGUGAAAGAGGGCCGGAGGGACCAUCAGGAACAGGGCCUCCUGGACCAUCCGGUGAAAAAGGUGAAAUAGGUCAACGAGGAAUGCCAGGAGUCAAAGGUGAUAGGGGCCGUCAAGGAUCUCCAGGUAACCCUGGCUCUCCAGCAACUGGUCUACCGGGUGAACCAGGUGCCCGCGGACCACAGGGAGAGAAAGGAGAAGAUGGACAGCCAGGUGUUGCUGGUAUGAAAGGACCACCAGGACAAGCAGGAGACAUUGGAACCUCAGGGCCAAAAGGGAGAAAGGGAGAUAGUGGUCUAGCUAUUGAAGGACCUCCAGGAAUGGAUGGUAAAGAAGGACCUCGUGGACUGACUGGAGACAAAGGAGAUCAAGGAGAACCAGGACCACAAGGACCUCCAGGACCAACUGAUACAGAAGUAGGUCCUCCAGGUAAUCCUGGACCACAAGGAGAGAAGGGUGCACGCGGUCCACCAGGACAAGACGGUCGACCCGGUAAUCGUGGUCAAAAAGGUGAUGAAUGUGGUUCGUGCCCGUUGCCCAAUCCAGGACCGAAAGGUGACAAAGGCGAACCUGGAGAAAGGGGAGAGAUCGGCAGCCCAGGUGAAUUCGGGCUAAAAGGAGAAGUGGGGGGAAUGGGUGAAGAAGGCAGGCCUGGUCCCCCAGGUGCCAUGGGUAUUCAGGGUCCAACAGGUGACAUUGGUAGCCCGGGAGAUAAAGGUAGCAAAGGUGAAAAAGGAGACGAACGAACUAUUCGAGGAGAAAAGGGUGAAAAAGGUAGUACUGGUUCAUCUGGACAGCGAGGUGAAAGUGGAGAUCCUGGAAGACCCGGCAGUCAAGGUUUACGUGGCACUGAAGGAGAAAAAGGAAUUAAAGGAAACAAGGGUAAUCAAGGACAAAAUGGAGCAUCGGGAAUAAAAGGAGAGCAAGGUGAACCAGGAUUACCUGGACCAAAAGGGGAUGCUGCUGCAAAAGGUGAACGUGGUCCUGAAGGUCCUCCGGGUGAUAAAGGCGUUCCAGGGCGACCAGGACAAGCAAAAAACUGUUCUGCUGAAAUCAAAGAGGAAUUAAUAGGAAAUCCUGGUCCUGAAGGUGACGCUGGUGCUAGGGGAGAUAAUGGUGAAAAUGGAAAUGAUGGCUUACAAGGAGAUAAAGGCGAAAAAGGAAAUCCUGGAGAAGUUGGUCCAAAAGGUGAAAACGGACAAAGUAUUAAGGGUGAUGAAGGUAUAAAAGGGGAAAAAGGAAUGAAGGGAGAUGUUGGGGAAGAUGGUGUUGGUCUCCAAGGAAACAAAGGAGAACCUGGACGAGAUGGUCAGCCCGGUAUAAGAGGUGAAAAAGGUGAAAUGGGUAUCCCAGGAAGAUCGCGUGAGAAAGGCGAGAAAGGAGAACCAGGAGAACCAGGAAAGCUUGGACCUCAGGGAGUACCAGGUGGCAUCGGCGAGCCUGGUCUUCCUGGUGCUUUGGGAGCUAAAGGUGAUAAAGGUGGUGAAGGUCCUGGUAUUGAUGGCAAUGAUGGUAUUCCUGGUGCUAAAGGGGAAAAGGGAGAUAAAGGAAGCACAGGUGCCACUGGUAACGAUGGUCUUUCUGGCGAGAAAGGCGAACCAGGUCAGGAUGGUGAAAAAGGUGAUAGAGGACGAACUGGUCCUGUUGGGCCUCCAGGUUCCAGAGGUCCAGAAGGAGAUAAGGGUGAACCUGGUGAUCCUGGAAGCAAGGGAAAUAAAGGUAAUGACGGUGAUCAGGGUAUAACAGGUGACGCCGGACUACCUGGACCUACUGGGCUACCUGGACCAAAGGGUGUGGCUGGAGCGCCUGGUGAAGACGGACCUCGAGGGCCUCAAGGUCCAAAUGGGGAUAAAGGACGAAUGGGAGGGGAAGGAAGACCUGGACAACCUGGACCACCAGGCCCAAAAGGAGAGUCUGGACCACCUGGACAAAGUGGUAAUGACGGACCACCGGGAGAAAGAGGACCUCAAGGUGAUCGUGGUGAUCAGGGUCCUCCGGGAAAUGGACAAAAAGGUAAUCGUGGACCUCAAGGAGAAAAAGGAGGCAUUGGCUUUCCUGGGACGAAAGGAGAUACUGGAAAUCGGGGUGAUGAUGGCGACAUAGGGUUAACAGGACCGCCGGGUAUCCCAGGUGGUGUAGGAGAAAAAGGAUCUAAAGGAGAGCGUGGAGAAAAUCUUGUAACAGUUGGUGAGAAGGGUGAUAAAGGGAACAUAGGCCGAAAGGGUGAACAAGGACCUAUUGGUGAGAAAGGUGUUUCUGGGAGAGGAUCUGAUGGCGUUAAAGGACAAAAAGGUGAAAGGGGUGAACAAGGUACACCAGGUCUAAAAGGUGAUCAAGGUAUACAAGGUAAUCCUGGCCCAAAGGGAGAAAGUGGACCACGAGGACCUCAAGGAGACACAGGAUUCCCCGGUGAAAAAGGUUCCAAAGGGGUAGAAGGUCCUGCCGGAGAGAAAGGAAAUCCAGGAACGAAAGGAAAUAAUGGAGUCAAAGGUGACACAGGCAAUCAAGGUCAGAAAGGUGCAGAAGGACCUCAAGGUCCGACUGGUCCUCGCGGUGUACCAGGAAAUCCCGGACCUAAAGGUGAGAUAGGAAAUGUGGGUGUACCUGGUAUUGAUGGUUUUGUCGGAGAGCCAGGACCUGAUGGCGAGCGUGGUUUCACUGGUGGUAAAGGCGAACCAGGAGUUCCAGGACCCAAAGGCAAUCAAGGCGCACCAGGAUUCCCAGGACCAAUGGGAGAAAAAGGAGAUUCCGUUCCUGGCCUUCAAGGUCCCCCUGGUGAUGUUGGUGACCAGGGUAUUCAAGGUGCAAAGGGCGACAAGGGAAACAGAGGACCAAAAGGAACUGGAAGAGAAAUUCCCGGAUCGGAUGGAGCAAAAGGAGAUAAAGGUAAUCGAGGAAUCAAAGGUGAGCCAGGAGCACCAGGCUCACCUGGUCCAAAUGGUGAGGCAGGUCAACCAGGAGAAGCAGGCAAUAAGGGAAGUAACGGACCUCAAGGAAGACCAGGUUCAGGAGGAUCAAGCGGAGAUAAAGGUUCAUCUGGAAGUCCAGGAGAGAUGGGUGCUACUGGUCCAAUGGGCGAUAAAGGACGGCGAGGCUUACCUGGUUCAGGUGACUUCGGUUUCAUGUUAACAGUUCACAGUCAAAGCACCGAUAUUCCUGAAUGUCCACUUGGUUCGAAUAAAAUGUGGGAUGGCUACAGUUUACUUUACGUUCAAGGCAACGAACGAGCCCACGGUCAAGAUCUCGGUGAAGCUGGUUCAUGUAUCAGACGUUUUAGUACAAUGCCAUUUUUAUUCUGCAAUAUCAACAAUGUUUGCAACAUUGCAUCACGAAAUGAUUACAGUUACUGGUUAUCUACAACUGAACCAAUCCCAAUGAUGCCAGUAAGCGAACAAGCAGUUGAAAAAUACAUCGGUCGUUGCUCUGUUUGUGAAGCCCCAUCUCACGUGAUUGCAGUACAUAGCCAAUCAACGUUAGAUCCAGAUUGUCCUCAGGGAUGGGACGCUAUGUAUAGUGGAUACAGCUUCCUCAUGCAUAUAAGUUCUGGUUCAGAAGGUGCUGGGCAAUUGCUAUCGUCUCCGGGUUCGUGUCUAAAAGAUUUUCGCGCCAAUCCCUUCAUUGAAUGUCAUGGCCGAGGCACGUGUCAGUUUUAUGCAAACACCUACUCUUACUGGAUGACAACAAUCGAAGGUCAAAAUCAAUUCAAGACACAAGAACCGGAAACAUUAAAAGCAAACAAUCUACGAAACCGUAUUAGUAAAUGUACAGUGUGUAUGAAAUCAACUACAACAACGAGUAUCGGUGGUCUCUGAGGGAUUAUCGGUGGUCUCUGAGGACAACGUUUGAUAAACUCAGCCAAAAAUCGUUUUCAAAAAUUAAGAUUCUGUUAUUAUUUCCAUCAAAUGAAUUAUCUUUCUCUACUGAUAUUUGAAGUUUUUAUUAAAGAGUAUACAUUUCCGAAACUAGAGAAUGGCUCUUUGCUAUUUCCCAUCACGAAAGAUUUUAUAUACACAUAAUAAAUAUAGAUUUGCUAAAAAUAUCAAAGAUUACAACCCAAGUAAAACAUGUUCAAAAGUAAUGUGACUUUUGAUUUUUUUUUCGUGCUAUUUUGAAGUUUUGGAUAAAAAUACAAUUGUAGAGUUCUUACAAUUAUAUAUAUAAAUAAGAUUUUAGAAGUUAGUUAAUAUUAGUUUAUAAUCCAAUGUAUUGUCAGUGGUAAACAUAUUUUUUAAUGAUCUAUUAAUAAUUCUAUGGCAUUUGAUCUCAUUAUUAUAUAAUACGUCCAAUUGAAUAUUGUCAAAAUGGAAAACUUUGUGUAUGUUUAGAAUAAAAUAUAAAUGUAAUUAAAGCAAUGAUUUUCAUUAAAUAAGUUAAUAAACCUUUUCUUUUCGAA